UACUGCGUAGCCUGAUGCAUAAUAUAAAUAGUUCUGAGCACAGGAUAUAUAUUAUAAGACAGACGGAGAGAGAGCUAGGAGACAUGGAUCAUAGACAGCUGAGAGACAACAUCCGGACCUUCAGCCUCGGUGACUGCGCUCGGGGGAAUCAGGGGUAUAACCGGGUUCUCCUGCAGCUAUUCGGUUAUACAGGUCACGGGAAAUCCUCUCUGAUCAACUCUUGUAUAUACGCCCUGGAAGAUGCUGGUGGAUUUAUCGAGCGUGCUGAGGCUGGCGAUAAACAUAAAGGAACAACUAUGAUAAGAAAAGCAUAUGAGCUCACUGGUAACAUCACCAUGGUGGACAAUAGAGGGUACAGUAAAAUGGACGGCUUCCAGAGAGCUGAAGUUUAUGCCCAACUGGGAAACUUCCUCCCUGUAGGUGAGAAGGUGGUUUGGAAAGAUAAUUACACUGAUAUGAUGACAAGUGUGGAGCGAUCUGAAAUGGACCCAAAUUACACAGACUUCAUUGUUCCUGUUUUGGUUUAUAGUGUCAAGUCCGGACUUUCAGAAAGGACAGAACUGAAAACAUUUAUCAGUAACUGUAUAGAAAUGACAGGAGUUGCCCCCAUCAUUGUCCUCACCAACAAAACCAGCAGAGAUUACUUGGAGGUGGAGAAGCGGUUCAAGCUGAUAGGGGCUGAGACUGUGAUAGUCGUGGAGAACUACACCAAGGAGAGCCAGAUAAAAACUCUGGACAGAACCACAGACUUCCUGAUGUUCAUAAAUGGUGCCAUAAAACAAGUAAAAUUCCGUAUGGAACAGACAAGGAACCCGCGGGAAGAGCGAGUACAGCGGAAGAUAUUCCUGCUCCAGUACAUACAUGAGGCUGAUAAGAAACAGGAGGAAGAGAAAAGAGAGUGGGAGAGGCGUCAGGAAGAGGCAAAUAGUAGAAAGGGAUUUUGGGCAUGGCUUAAAAGUUGGUUUUUCUAGCUAGAGAUGCCAGAAGUGAGCAGGAUCUGGGAAAUGGGAAAUACUGUAUCACUUAAACCGGGUUUUCAUCUUUUUGUGGCAUAAUUUCAUAACCUUCACUUACUGUACCGUAGACCUAUAAUAGAUGUCCCCACGUUGUAUACAAGGCAGGUGUCCCCUUCAUGUACUUCCAGUUCUCUCUAUAUAUACAUACCGCCAAUGUGUCCUGGCCACAUCUCCUUCCACAUACAUACCACCAUCGUGGCCUGGCCACAUCUCCUUCCACAUACAUACCACCACCGUGACCUGGCCACAUCUCCUUCCACAUACAUACCACCACCGUGACCUGGCCACAUCUCCUUCCACAUACAUACCACCAUCGUGGCCUGGCCACAUCUCCUUCCACAUACAUACCACCAUCGUGGCCUGGCCACAUCUCCUUCCACAUACAUACCGCCACCGUGACCUGGCCACAUCUCCUUCCACAUACAUACCACCAUCGUGGCCUGGCCACAUCUCCUUCCACAUACAUACCGCCACCGUGACCUGGCCACAUCUCCUUCCACAUACAUACCACCACCGUGGCCUGGCCACAUCUCCUUCCACAUACAUACCACCACCAUGGCCUGGCCACAUCUCCUUCCACAUACAUACCGCCACCAUGGCCUGGUCACAUCUCCUUCCACAUACAUACCGCCACCGUGACCUGGCAACAUCUCCUUCCACAUACAUACCGCCACCGUGGCCUGGCCACAUCUCCUUCCACAUACAUACCACCACCGUGGCCUGGCCACAUCUCCUUCCACAUACAUACCGCCACCGUGACCUGGCCACAUCUCCUUCCACAUACAUUACUACACUGUUUCUCAAUAAAGGAAUUAAUAUCA
This is a messenger RNA of Pseudophryne corroboree (corroboree frog), 1837 nucleotides long. RefSeq lists its product as uncharacterized. NCBI's taxonomy places the organism in Eukaryota, Metazoa, Chordata, Amphibia, Anura, Myobatrachidae. Bases 15 to 971 code for a protein of 318 amino acids. The record is from RefSeq and is a predicted model, not a curated record. The transcript has 4 exons.